Messenger RNA from Racocetra persica, 440 nucleotides. The record is from the annotation of a GenBank genome assembly. Lineage: Eukaryota; Fungi; Glomeromycota; Glomeromycetes; Diversisporales; Gigasporaceae.
AUGGAUGUAAAUCCUGUUGCAAAAAUAAUCAGCCGGGCCUUUCAUCAACUUUCUAUCGAUUCAAAUAAUCUCCUCUUGUCUGGGAUAUUAGAUGUUGAAAAUAUAAUUGCAAAACAUUCGCUAAUUAGAGAAGAAUUGGAAAAAGAAGAUUUAUGGAAAACAGUGAAUAAGCAAUUUCAAUAUAUAACAUUAGACAAAAAAUUAUUCAAAUUUAUUAUAGAUAUACAACAAGAUCAAUCCGCAAAUAUUCCAGAAUGCGAAAGUCAAUCAUUAUUUUCUAAUACAAGGGAUUUGGUUAAGUCUAUGUUAAGGCUGUGGAGAAUUUCAGAAUAUACAAUACAAAGUUCUUCAAUAAAUAAAUCAACAUGGGAACACGAUAUAUUAGAUCCUAUAGUAAAAUACAUUACUUAUAAUUUAGAAGAAGAUAUCUUUAUGAGAUG